This is a messenger RNA of Juglans regia (Persian walnut), 270 nucleotides long. Its product is annotated as glycine-rich protein 5-like. Bases 1 to 270 code for a protein of 89 amino acids. Lineage: Eukaryota; Viridiplantae; Streptophyta; Magnoliopsida; Fagales; Juglandaceae. The record is from RefSeq and is a predicted model, not a curated record. The transcript has a single exon.
AUGGAGGAGGAGCUGGCAAAGAUAUUAGGCAAAGUGGUUGGUGAUAGGGGUGGCGGUGGUGGAGGAGUAAGUGGUGGGAUAGACAAAGGAUUCGGUGGAGGAAUUGGAGGUGGGGUUGGUAAUGGAUUUGUUGAAGGAAUAGGGAAAGGAAUUGGAGGUGGUUGCAGCAAUGUUAAAGGUGGCGGUAUUGGUGGUGGAGGUGCGGGUUUUGGAGGAGGCCGCAUUGGUGGUGGCGGAGGAGGAGGGAUUGAUGGAGUUGGAGGAGGAUGA